GCAAUACCUCAGCUUUUGUGGGACAUUGGACAUCCUUUUACAUCGUCACUCCUUUUCCCUGGCUUUCUCCGCUGUCCCAAUAUCACGGCGCAACGCUGUGAUGGGAUACUCACGCCGUUGUUGCCAUAAGAAUCGCAUUGCCGUUAUUGUCUCCGCCACCUCUUCCCCGCACUGCUUCCUGUCCUCAUUGCCAGCUGGCUCUCGCUUACCAUGAUUGCCGUGCAGCACGCUUCACUUUCCCCUUCCGCCUUUCCUAGACUCCUCCCGACCCCUUCCCACCCUCUCAUGAUGUCUAAUCCAACGUCGAAUCAGGUAGCGCAUACUUCAGUGUUCAGCGCUCUUGGCUCGUAUGCCGACCGCAUCAAGGACAAUGCGAGCAAGUCUGCACCUCAAUCUGGCGAGCCAGCUAUCAGCGAACCCGCAGCGCCAUCCGGAGCUACCUCUUCGUCUUCUAGUCCCGCGACAACUUCCACUCCGACCAAGUCCGCCGCUCAACAGUCUCGGCCCAGUGCGCCGUCAAAGCAACCGACUUCCAAUGACCAUGAAGAUGAUGGGGCUUGGGAAACUGUGCAGAAUACUAGGCAUCGCGCACGGACGGAGGAUAAAAAGCAAGCAGGCAGCGAUUCCAGGAACUGGCGAGAGCGAACCACGUCAAAAGAGCAAUCUGUUGAGGAUGAGAAUCGCUCAAAAUCGGGCCACAAAUCUGCCAAAGAGACGCAUCCCAAGGGUGCUCUGUUGACAGUAGAGAAAUCUCCUCAACCUGGAACGCAGCCAACAGCGACCACCUCGACAUCGGCUAUAGGCUCAAAGUCCGUCUGGGGAUCUCUCGGGGUUCAGUCUGGCUCCUCCAGCCGAGCCCGAACAAGUACACCACCCGCUCAGACGCAAUCUCAGUCCACCAGCUCGCAGAACGCCACCACCCCUUCCUCACCGUCUCUGAACGGUACAACUAUCACCAACAAUUCGGCUUCUCCUGACCUGUCUGCAGAGACAUCUUCCACCACCACAAUACCAGAUUCCGCCACGAUCGUCGAUCACUCUGGCCUGGAAGGCAAAGUCCCCGCGGCCGAAUCCAAACAGCCUGUUGUUCCCGCUGUUAAUCCUUGGGAAGAGCGGAAGAAGAAGUUGGGCACUGCAGCAAGUCCGAUGAACGUAGCGUCUGCGUCUAAAAGCUCGACUCUGAGUGGUCGCAUAUUGCAAUUUGGGUCUGUAUCGCCACCGCCAACCCCCAACGUCAAAAGCUUACCGAACGGUCAUACCGAGGCGAUUGAAGGCGCGCUCGCUGCAAGCAGGACGGAAAAGAGGCCUACCGCGGGCACAUCUGCGGACACGCCAGCUGGCAUCAACGCUUCGUUGUGGCCAGAUGUUGGACAAGCCGCAGAAGUAUCUCGGGCGGCCGAAGAGAAAAAGGACAAGAGCAAGGAACGAAAAGAUAGCGAAACGAGCACUGCAGUGGAAGAUCCACCAGCAGUUGGAAGUGGGUUAGAGUGAUUGCUGAAUAUCCGGUGGCUGACCCGAUCCAUAGAGAAAACAAAGUGGAAAGCGAUCCCAGCUGACGAGCUUCAAGCAUACGCAGAUGAGGCUGCUGAGAAUCAGCGGCGUCAGGCU
This is a messenger RNA of Kockovaella imperatae, 1608 nucleotides long. RefSeq lists its product as hypothetical. The coding region runs from base 211 to 1491 and encodes 426 amino acids. NCBI's taxonomy places the organism in Eukaryota, Fungi, Basidiomycota, Tremellomycetes, Tremellales, Cuniculitremaceae. The record is from RefSeq and is a predicted model, not a curated record. The transcript has a single exon.